CAAAAUGAUUCGUUCUUCUGAGUCACAUAAAAGACUCGUUCUAAACGAUUCGUUUCUCUGAGUCACAUGAUAGACUCGUCCAAAAUGAUUCUUCUCAGUCACAUGAAAGACACGUUCAAAAUGAUUCGUUCUUCUGAGUCAUAUGAAAGACUCGUUCAAAACGGUUCGUUCUUCUGACGUCACAGAACCACGGUCUUCAAAUAGAAGCAUGAAGAGGAGCAAAGUCUCACACUGUUGUUAGUAACAUAAAAGUCAGUAUGUAUAAGAGCUACCCAGAGAAUUCUCUUUCGUUAUACUACAACCCGUUUCCAGAAGAGCCGUCUCUUAGUGAGUCUGGUCAGACAAAGAGUUGCAGUCUGCUGCAGUCCAGUGAAGACAAAUCUGGAAUGUCAAAACAGACGUCUGUCCAAGAGCGUAAUAAUAAGAGUAAUAGUAAUAAUAAGCAGGAAGUUGAUGCGAAAACAAAGACAGAGGAGAUUAAGAAAGUUAUAAACAUUGUAAGUGAAAGCAAGAGUCAGUUACAGGUGAAGGAAGGAGACUUGAACUCUGAUGGAGGUCAGCAGAAGGUCGAGUCGAAGAGUAAGGGGAAGAAUCGCUCUGACGUAGCAGACAUGGAGGCCAAGUGCCUUAGUCAGCAACUGCAGGAGAAAGAAGACAUGCUGAGGAAUAUGCAGGAGCAAAGGUCAGAAAUGGAGCAAAGGAUGAGAGAGCUGGAGGUCGAUAUGGUGUUACACAAGAGUCUUCGACUGAAGAAGAAGGAGGAGAGAGAUAGUCUCAGAGAACAAACGCAGAAGGCUAUUUCAGAUUUGAAGAAGGAGCAGGAGACAGAUUGGUUUGCCAUCAUCUGUGAAUCUCAAUUGAACCCGAGGUCUGAUACCAGAUUGAUUGCUAGGGCUUUCCUUCUGGAGAGCCAAGGACUUUACAGCUGCAGUAAGUUCACUGAUUUGUUUUCAGCUACUACUUUGAGAAGAUCCUUUAAAGUCAAUAAAUGUGGUUCACUGGCCUUUACUACGGUGCACUAAACCUCCUAAUCCCCCCUAUCAGAUCCCUUACAUCUGCUCUUAGAGUUUCGUGAAUGACUAGACUCGUCCUCAAUAAUGCUUCUUCACGUAUGUCUAUUAUUAAAGAUUCUGGAUUUCCUCUGGCAAAUUUCCUAAGCUCUCUUUUUAUUACUGGGUCUCUGAGCCCUUCAAUAAACUGAUCCCUAAGAACUCGGUGCUGAUUAGGUAAAGCAUUUGGGCUUUGUUGUAACACAGUUCUCCAAAUCUGACACAAUGCGUGUAAAUAUUCCAAAACAUCUUCACAAUCUUUCUGCUUACGGCUGUAAAAGUGAUGUAACCAUCUGGCUUUCAUCUCUAAAUGCUUUUCUGAGAAAAUCGAACAUGUCAUGUGACUGAUUGUGCUAUUACUACGCAGACGAACUACUUCUGAGGCAGCACCAAUCAAAAGAGACAUAAUAAAAUCAUGCUGAUCGCUUGUAGACUGGUUUCUAGCAUGCAAAACGCGUUUAACUUCUUCAGUAAAGUCAUCAACUGAACAAACAUCUUUUGAUAUUCACCACUAAAUUGGGAAAUGUGACGUUCUCUAGGCACAUAGACCUCUGUGGUUCUCGCCUUAAAGCGGCAAUACUUGCCAUGGCCUGCUGGUGUUUCCUAUCCAGUUCAGAGAUUUGUGCUAAGAUAUCAACGUUGCCAAUGUCAGCUCGUUCACUCGCAGAGUCCAUCAUGAAGAGUAUCUGGUACUUCAGUCCUGAGAAAUAAAGGUCUUCUGCAGUCCACAGCGAUGAACUGGUCCGUAACUGUAGAUGCAGUCUCUGCACUGAAGUCCCCUCAGUAAUCUCGAAGUCCACAGCACACCACUGGAACUCUGUGCCUGUCCAGCAGGUCACUGCAGCUUCAUGUCACCACUGCCGUUUCCUGUAAGCACUAUACUCGCCUUAAGAUGGCGACAAAACGAUCAGAU
Messenger RNA from Silurus meridionalis, 1962 nucleotides. Its product is annotated as centromere-associated protein E-like. The record is from RefSeq and is a predicted model, not a curated record. Bases 258 to 1022 code for a protein of 254 amino acids. Lineage: Eukaryota; Metazoa; Chordata; Actinopteri; Siluriformes; Siluridae. The transcript is spliced from 2 exons.